Priapulus caudatus is the source of this 2048-nucleotide messenger RNA. RefSeq names its product glucose dehydrogenase [FAD, quinone]-like. The transcript has 12 exons. Lineage: Eukaryota; Metazoa; Priapulida; Priapulimorpha; Priapulimorphida; Priapulidae. The coding region runs from base 261 to 2048 and encodes 595 amino acids. Gene Ontology annotation, molecular function: oxidoreductase activity, acting on CH-OH group of donors; flavin adenine dinucleotide binding. The record is from RefSeq and is a predicted model, not a curated record.
CAAGUCACCCCUCUAGGCGCGUCACUCCCGAGUGAAUCUUAUGCCGUCUUAGCUUCCGUUCCAGUUAGUUUAGGCAUUCAAGCAUCCCUGAAGUCAGUGAAGUGACUAGCUCAUAUUAUCCUUCACUGUGAGACCGACUAACACACAGAACCUGUCAUUUUUACCGAGUUUGUAACAUAAAGACACGGGCGUGGCAAAGGGGACGCAGCAAAUCGGAAGGUGCACGUGUAAGUUUCUGCACUAGGUGUUGGAUUGUAACGAUGUGGACUAACAUCAUAGCCGUGACGGUAGCCGUGGUGGGAGUUUUAUACUGGAGAUCACAGCGCGUGGAACAGUUUAUCAUACAGGAGAAUCCCGAUGAACGCUACGAUUACGUCAUAGUGGGAGCGGGUAGCGCUGGCUGCGUAUUGGCUGCUCGCCUCUCUGACGUCAGCAGCAACAAGGUGCUUCUACUGGAGGCAGGAGGCGACCCGUCUGGAAACGCACACGUCGCGGUGCCUGCCGCUGCCUUAUCGCUGAGGAAUUCCAAGCUAGACUGGAGCUUCCGGACCGUGCCACAGGAAAACUCCUGUCGCGCUCACGAAGGGAAGAGAAGCAUGUGGCCAAGAGGACGAAUGCUUGGUGGGUCAAGUGGUAUGAACAGCAUGAUGUAUAUACGCGGCAAUAAGAGAGACUUCGACCUCUGGGAAAAGAUGGGCGCAAAGGGAUGGAGUUACGAAGAUGUUUUACCAUAUUUCAAAAAAUCCGAGGAUAACCAGAACGAGGAAUACGUGAAGAGUGGUUACCAUGGAUCGGGUGGACCAUGGACAAUCUCUGACGCUUCAUACACAGAACUCGCAGAUAUUUUUUUAAAUGCUGCAAAGGAACUUGGUUACAAGCUUGGAAACGUGAACGGAGAGAACCAAGAGGUUUUUAUGAAAUCUCAAGGAAACAUAAAAGACGGGAAACGUUGGAGCACAGCGGAGGCAUAUUUGAGACCUGCCAUGCACCGACGAAACCUACACAUAGCCAUCAAUACGCUUGUAACCAAGAUAAACUUUGAUGGUAAGAAGGCGACGGGAGUCACCUUUAUUCACGGUGCUGAGAAGAAGACUGUUCACGUGUCAAAGGAAGUGAUUCUCUCUGCUGGUAGCAUUGGGUCUCCACACAUCCUCAUGUUGUCUGGUGUUGGACCAAAGGAUCAUCUUACCAAGUUCAACAUACCGACUGUGGUAGAUUUGCCGGUCGGUCAACACUUACAAGAGCACCCUGGUGUUUUCUAUCCUGAGUUCUGGAUAGACAAGCCUCUAUCAAUAACUAAAGAUAUUCUGAACAGCUGGCAGGCCGCACUAAAGUAUAUGCUUUUUGGAAAAGGUCCACUCGCAUAUCACAUGCUUGACGCAGUUGGUUUUGUCAAGACCAGAGCUGCUGAUCCUAGGCUUGAUCUGCCCGACAUUGAGAUACAAUUCCUACCUUUUGGAAUUGACUUUGAAACUGAUGAAACUGUUUACAAUCUAGUUGGCUUCACGAGAAACUUUAUAAAAGCCUACAAUUUUUCCGAGCACAAGUCUCGUCCAGUCAUCUCGUUGAUGGCAUUUCUUCUUCAUCCAAAGAGUGUCGGUCAGUUACGUCUGCAAUCCCCGGACGCAUUCGAUCCACCUGAAAUUGAUCCCAACUACUUUGAAGACGACACCGAUGUUAAAUCGCUAGUAGAGGGCAUAAAGAUCACCGUCAAGUUUGCCGAAACCAAGGCGUUCCAAGCUAUCGGCGCCAAGCUACGAGAUCAGAUCGUACCGGGAUGCGAGAAGCAUGCAUACAAAUCGGACAGCUACUGGGACUGCGCCGUGAGAACAGUAACAGCGACCAUAUACCACCCGACAGGAACGUGUAAGAUGGGAGCAGCCAAUGACCAAACCGCAGUUGUUGACCCACAACUCCGGGUUCGUGGACUCCGUGGUCUGAGAGUGGUCGAUGCUUCUAUAAUGCCUGAGAUAGUGUCCGGAAAUAUUCAGGCAGCUACGGUGAUGGUGGCAGAGAAGGCAGCGGACAUGAUUCUAUUGGGAGCAUGA